UAGAAUGACACAUUUCGUUUUGUCGAUUCUAUUCAUUCUAUUCGCGCCAAAAUUUGACAAUGACGUAUAUUAAUGAAAGCCGAAAGUUUAUCAGAAUCUUAUUUCAUUUUUAAUGAGCAAAAUUAAAUAAUAUUUUGCUAAAAAGCCGAACAUUCUUUAUGCAAAUAGUGUUUUGAAUCAUCUGUACAUAGACAGCUGCAUAUAUCCUUAAAAAUGGUAGGACACUAUGAUGAGAAUAUGUUGCCAGAGAUGUUGCCUAUAUACUACACCAGACUUUUUCCACAAAACAUAUUUUGCCGAUGGCUAACAUGCGGCAGUUCACCGCAACCUCUCUCGAACAGGGAACUAUCUUUUACGUUAGCUGAUGAUGUAUACCUGCGCUACCUAUCGUUUAGUGAUCAGAAAGAGUUACAAACUCUUCUGCAGAAGAAGUGUCCACACAAGUUAGACAUUGGAGCUGUUUAUAAUACUAAACCUUCGGUAGGUCGUCAUGAUGCAGUUGUGUUAUCCAGAGAACUGGUAUUUGAUAUAGAUCUUACAGACUAUGAUGAAGUUAGAACAUGCUGUCAGGAAGCUAAAGUUUGUGCAAAAUGUUGGACAUUUAUGGUCAUUGCCUGUGAGAUCAUUGAUAAAACUUUAAAAGAGGAUUUUGGUUUCCAAAGCAUAUUAUGGGUAUUCUCUGGUAGAAGAGGUAUUCAUUGCUGGGUGUCAGAUUAUGAAGCUAGGACACUGGACAGUCCUGGCCGAGGAGCGGUGGCUGAUUACUUGUGUCUCAUAAUGGGUGGUGACAAUCAAAACAAAAAAGUCCAUUUGGGGGGUGAUAAUCUACAUACAAGUAUAAGGAGAGCAUUGAGCAUAAUUGACAAAUAUUUUGAUAAGCUGCUGGAGGAACAAGAAUUUUUCAGUACUUCAGAUCGCCUAGAGAAGAUGUUGAAAAUGAUACCAGAUGAAACACUAAGAUCACAAGUACAAAAAGCCUUAGAGAGUGUGUCAGACUCAUCUUCCGAGAGAUGGAAAAAAUUCAUUAGCAUUUAUGAAAAUUACUGUAGAGAAGCAGGAAACACCAGAAAAAUAAGGUACUUAGUAGAAGAAAUUAAAAUACAGUACUGCUACCCUAGAUUAGAUGUCAAUGUAACUAAAGGUUUCAACCAUUUGCUGAAGUCACCAUUCAGUAUCCAUCCAAAAACUGGCAAAGUAUCGGUAGUAUUCAAACCAAGCAAUGCAAAGAACAUGAAACUUGAUGAAAUACCUUCAAUAUACAGUUUGUUAGAUGACAGUGCCCCAGACAAUGCUCUGCAUGAAACAAAUAUGAAGGCAGCUGUGAAAAACUUCCAAGAAGUUGUAUUUUCUUUGGAGAAAGCAGAGGCAAUCAGAAGAAAGCAAGAUGGUAAUAUGUCUUUAGACUUCUGACUGGUUCAUCGCCUGUUUUAAGAAUGUUCCACUGUACAGGUAGAACCAUCAUUUUUGCAGCUCUUUGCUCAAAUUCGUCUAACGUGGCAACUCGCUAACUUGAACAAAAUAUUCUGUGGGGAAGAGGCUAAAUAACUUAGAGAGCAAGAUGCAUGUUUUCUCUAAGAGUGCCAAGGAAUUAAAUAAAACAAUCAUACUUAUCAAAA
Helicoverpa zea (corn earworm) is the source of this 1616-nucleotide messenger RNA. RefSeq names its product DNA primase small subunit (gene DNApol-alpha50). Bases 214 to 1410 code for a protein of 398 amino acids. Gene Ontology annotation, cellular component: alpha DNA polymerase:primase complex. NCBI's taxonomy places the organism in Eukaryota, Metazoa, Arthropoda, Insecta, Lepidoptera, Noctuidae. Gene Ontology annotation, biological process: DNA replication, synthesis of primer. The record is from RefSeq and is a predicted model, not a curated record. The transcript is spliced from 7 exons.